Chara braunii is the source of this 4707-nucleotide messenger RNA. The record is from the annotation of a GenBank genome assembly. Lineage: Eukaryota; Viridiplantae; Streptophyta; Charophyceae; Charales; Characeae.
GGGGCCAAGGGCACGCGACCGGACAAUAUCUGCUCGGGUGAUAUUCUCAAGAAUCUCAACAGUAUCGUUGAUGAGGGGGAAGGCGCAGUCUCUGCCGUUAUCUCGCCGAAGGAAUUGGCCUGUAAGGUGCUAAAUCGACUGCGACCCGAUGAGUCGCCGAUCUCUGCAGACAGAAGAGUAAUGUGGCACAAGCCUGUGGAGCCCUUUCUUCCCAGCAUCAACACAAGCAUCAACACGUCGUGUUACUCAGCGCUUCGCGACGUAGUGUUUGCGUCCAACUCCACCAAGUUUUACUUCGUUCUCGACGAAUACUGUGUUGGCGGCCAGCCUCGGUCUAUCAAUGUCAGACGCCUGUCGAUCAGGAAAGCAGAUCUACUAGAGCAGGCCAACCAGGGAUCGAAAUCCCUCGCCGAGAACGAAGUGAAUCAAGUGAUUACCUAUUGGUGGCCAUCUGCCGAGUCCGCAGGUGCGGCAGCAGCCUCUCCCUUUGUUCUUGACAUCAGCACGGACCAAACCAACCCGAUGGCAAUCUCCUGGGGCAUGGAUUUGACGGCAAGUGGGGCACAUCUCAUCGUCGGGACGAGUCCCACAGGGACAGGAGGAGGUAAACCGGCGAUCGCUGCUAUUUCCACGACCAACGGCAGCCACGUGUCCGUCACUGCCCCAGCUGAUGUCUUGUCCGGUCUUAGUUUCAAUCCGAAUAGAACGCACCUGUUCAUUGCAGACAUCGUUCAUCCCAUUAAGAUCCUUUCCACGGCCGUAGGAGAGUCCGGGCUGCCCAUCAAUUCGUCGAAAGAAUGGCGAACUAUCAGUGAACUUUCUGGCAGAGGGGAUCUUAACGUAUCCGACGUGUCCUUUCGCAGACAGACGUUCGUUGCAGACGGGAGGUGUAUGUACUUCUUGGACCGAAUCAACUCGCGUGUGUGGGGAGUCGAUCCCUUGUUAUCCUCCUCGUUCUCCUCCUCCUCACCAUCCGCUGCCACUCUCAUUGCAGAAUAUGGCCAAGGAGGAGGGGAUGCCGAAGGCUAUGAUGGACAUGGUUCGUCAUUCAAAUGGUCAGGUGAUGUGGUGGCGACUCCAGACGGAUGCAAUAUCUUUGCCACGGAUGGCAAGCUAGGUCUUCUACGUUGGCUGAAGCUGGACUCUCCAUGUAGCACGGCACGCAGUGUGGUGACUCUCGCAGCAAUGCCUGACGACCGCUUCCAUGGGCUAGCGCUUCAUGAAUACGGAGGCGAGCUGUUCUUGUUCGUCGGAGACAGCUAUGGCAACCUGUUCGAGUUCAAAAUCGACAGCUCCAAAUUGCAUCCCUGUGCGGCCAGCGCGCCAUUGCCACCCAGCAUUCCGGCGGAAAGCUCACCACCUACCUCAGGUUCACUCCCUCCCCUCUCCGUCGCUCCCAACACUCCCUCCUCUCUUUCUUCUUCUCCUUCAUCUGGUACCGAAACCUUCUCCUCGAUUCCUCCGGUUUCCCUCUCUAACCCGGAGGCGUCCACCUCCGUUUCACCUGCUUCUUCGUCUUUUCCGGACAAUCUAUCUCCGGGUGUAGUGUCCAAAACGCACUCCCACAACCUCUGGCUCAUCAUCGGCGUGCCUAUCCUAUCGCUUGCCAUGGUUAGCACUAUUGCCAGCGUGGCUUUCUUUGCCUGCGAAUCCCGUCGGCAAGGCAGGGUCGCCAAACUUGAGAUCUGUUCCGUGAAUACCCGAGAAACAAGUUCGCUGGAGACUGGACUGUGGAAGCCAAGUAUGUCCAGACAGUUCAUUUGUAAGUUCAUGGCGGAGAUAGCGGGAGACCCAGUCAAGGUGGCUUGUCCUCAGCAGGCGCCGUCAGGAUCUGGAGAUGUUGAACACGGGGGGAGGGGCGAGGAGUCUCAGCCAGUCCAUAUGGCAGGGACAAGGAUGCUGCGGACGACAAGUUGUGCCCCCCCCCCCGGGCCAGGAGGUGUUCAUCAACAUGGGGGGGAGGAGCCUCAAGCACUCGAUACUGCUCAGAAAAGGAUGCUGCCGACGACAAGUUGUGCGCCGUCCGGAUCUGGACGUGCUGAACAACAUGGGGGCGAGGAGUCUCCGCCGGUCCAUACUGCAGGAUUCACAAGGAUGCUCCCCACCUCAAGUUGUGCGCCCCCGGGGUCUGAAGGUGUUCAACAACAUGGGGGCGAGGAGACUCAACCAGUCAGUACUUCUGGAAAAAGGAUUCGUCUGAUAACCAGUUGGGGUCCGACCACGUCUCGACAUUUUGAACACCUGGGCAAGAAUCGUCAGCCAGUCGGCACCGCAGGGAAAAGGAUGCUGAUGAGGACAAGUCGGACCCCUUCGGGCUCUGGGGUGGCAGUCCGGGGCUGGAGUCGGAGGAUGCUGACGAGGACACGUAGGGCGCCUUCGGGGUCUGGGGUGGUAGUCCGGGGCUGGAGUCGGAGGACUGGAAUGUGCUGCGGAGGUGUUGGAGACGGAGGAGAGGAACCUCACCCAUUCGAGGUAAAGCGGUUCCGGUUUGCAGAGCUUUCCCAAUGCACAGAUGAUUUCAGCAGCAGCUCUCGUGUUGGGGAGAGGGGAGCUUUUGGAGAAGUUUACCGGGGUCGGAUCGGCGAGCAGCAGGUGGCCAUCAAGUUGAUGUCCGGCGAGCUCACUGCCUCCAGGCGCCGUAUGUUCAUUGCGGAGGUCAACGUGCUGAGCAGACUCCAUCACGCCAACCUCAUUCGGUUGGUGGGGUACUGCGGGGAGGGAAGUCGCGCUGCCUUGGUAUACCCCUAUUUUCCAGGUGGCAGUCUGUAUGAUCGCCUUCACAGGCGAGAGGAAUCCAUUGCCAGAGAACCCCUGGUCCCCCCGCCUCUGACGCUGGUGGAGCGGAUGUGCAUUGCCAUGCAGAUCGCCAAGGGCCUCGCGUACCUUCAUGAUGGAGCCGACCCCCCUAUCAUCCAUCGCGAUGUGAAGAGCAGCAACGUGCUUCUCGGCGAUGGCUCCGGGGUGGCUCUCCCCGUUGUGGUAGCUGAUUUCGGCCUGGCGACAACAGGGGGGAGAGGGGGGGGGGUUGUGACGGAGCGCGAGGCAGUGGUAAAGACCUUGCACGGAUGGGGGACUGUCGGAUAUAUGGCGCCUGAGUACUGGAGCUCGGGGGUUUUGUCGCAGAUGAUCGAUGUGUACUCUUUCGGUGUGAUCCUGCUAGAGCUGCUGACAGGAAGAAAGCCGGUGUGGGCAGCACCGUCUGGCGUGGGCUUGCUGACACUUGUGGAGUCUGUGGACUGGGCGAAACCUCUCCUCGAAAGUGGCCAUAGGGUUGAAGCAGGGGGGAUGUUGUCCGAGAUGGUGGACCCUUGCUUGCGGGAUGAGGCGGUGGGAUUGCCGUCCGGUCUAGUGGUGAUGGAGAGGAUGUUGUGCUUGGCGCGGAAGUGCCUUGCUCGUCAGGAGCGACUCACCCUUCAUGUCGCUGCACUGCGUCGCCUUCUCGCCAUCCUCUCUGACCCUAAUCGCACCCUCCCGAUCAUCCCAGUACGACUCGGGACCUCCACGAGGGUGUACUCAGCGCUGUGGGAUUCCGGUUCUCAGGGCGGCUUCAUUCACCCACGCGUGGUGAAGGAAGUCCGCUUACCCAUGAGAGGGUCUCCGACUCCCAUCUCCGUUAUCCUAGGGGAUGACAAGACUCAACGCUUCUUCGAUCAGACGGUCACCGACCUCCCCUUCUUCCUCACUCUCGAGCCGACUGAUCGUUCCCCCGCGUCUCGUCGCCACCGCUUCUCUGCACAUUUCGGUGUGAUGGAGACGGGGUACGACUUCAUUCUCGGCACUCCGUGGUCUCGUCGGUUCCGCAGCACCGAGGCCGAUUGGGCGACCAACACUCUCGUUCUCAAAACAAAGUGUGGACAGACGUAUCGCGUACCUUUCAUAGGUACCACGACGAUACCACGCCCCGAUCCUCCUCCCCCGGAGCCGUCAGUGCCCACACCAUCCCCCUCUAUCACUGUCACCUCGCCUCGGCAGUUCGCUCACUUCAUUCGACAGGACGACGUCACCUUCUUUAUGGUGGACGUGACGGAUCUCUUACACUAUGAUCCACCCUGUCCCGACGCCGAGCUCAUCCCUCUGGAGCCAGAUCCUCCCUCUAUCUCCAUGGCUCCCAUCUCUACUUCCGUCCCUCUGCCGUCCGUCAAGUCCACCCCGCCGUCGGGCACUGACGUUGACGCUAAGGAACUCGCUCGAUAUACGGCUGACCUGGAGCCCACAAUUCGUGACCUCAUCCGAGAGUACCACGACGUUUUCCCAUCGUCGUUCUCGUACGCCGGCAUCCCACCGAUGCGUGACGUCGAGCACUCCAUUCAGCUUGUGCCUGACUAUCGUCGAUUGCGAGUGGGGGAGCGGGCAUUGGAGGCAGACGGGCCAGUCGGGGGAGGCGACGAGUACGACAAUGGAGACGAAGGUGAGUGCGAAGCACAGAACUACGACAGAAGCGACGCGUUCCCAUUGCGGACGGCUAGCAUGGGCGGUCGAGGCAGCAAGAGCAGGGCUUUUGCAUCGACAGGUCGGUGGGGAAAGAAGGCGGUAGCAGGAGGUGGCGAGGCUGAAGUCGACGGGGAGGCGGAGGGGGGGCGAAACUUCUGGUCGGUGGAGCAUAUGGUCGCACUCAUCAGGGCAAAGCGAGACCAGGAUGUGCAACUGUAAGCGUCAGGCUACACAUUAGCUCGUAUGGGGGGGAGGGAAUGAAAGUGGGCGGACAUU